AUAGGAUCUUUGUUGAUAUCGGGACCUAACACUGAAAGAACCGCUGGUGCAAACUUUAACCUCCAUCGUUUUGAGGUCAUUGACGAUGAGACGCAGCUUGAGGCGGCAAGUCCUUUUGUCUCCUGUGCCGAUAUUUUAACCUUAGCGGCUCGUGAUUCUAUUGCACGUACGAAAGGACAAAGCUGGCAAGUCCCAACAGGACGUAGAGAUUGACGAGUUUCCUUUUCAAUGAGCGUUGAUAAUCUUCCCUCUCCAAGUGACUCUGUCGCCGUUCAACAAAGGAAAUUCGCUGCUUUCAAUAUUAACAAUAUUAUAUGGAUAUAUGUAAAUUUAAUAGGAGGACACACGAUUGGAACAGCUGUGCCUGUGUGUGGCUUCUUUACGAAAAGAAUAUUUAAUACUACCGGAAACACAGCAGAUCCAACCAUGGACCAAACAUUCCUACCACAACUUCAAAGACUUUGUCCCCAAAACGGUGAUGCAUCUAGGCGCAUGGAUCUUGACGCUGGAAUGGCAAUACUUAAUUUUGACACUUCCUUCUUUAACAAUCUCAGCCGUGGCAGAGGCAUUCUUCAAUCCGAUCAGAUUCUUUGGACUAAUCCAACGUAGAUGACUAGAUCUAUCGUGCAAGAGUUUAUGGCUUCUAGAGGCAACUUCAAUGCUCAGUUUGCGAAGUCGAUGGUUAAAAUGAGUAAUAUUGGUGUGAAAACAGGGGCAAAUGGUGAAAUUCGUAGGGUUUGUUCAGCUAUUGAAUAA
Molecule: messenger RNA, 756 nt
Organism: Eutrema salsugineum
Lineage: Eukaryota; Viridiplantae; Streptophyta; Magnoliopsida; Brassicales; Brassicaceae
Product: peroxidase 62
Biological process (GO): response to oxidative stress; hydrogen peroxide catabolic process
Cellular component (GO): plant-type cell wall; plasmodesma
Molecular function (GO): peroxidase activity; heme binding
Source: RefSeq, a predicted model, not a curated record